Cynara cardunculus var. scolymus (artichoke) is the source of this 1372-nucleotide messenger RNA. Its product is annotated as acyl-lipid omega-3 desaturase (cytochrome b5), endoplasmic reticulum. Bases 72 to 1214 code for a protein of 380 amino acids. NCBI's taxonomy places the organism in Eukaryota, Viridiplantae, Streptophyta, Magnoliopsida, Asterales, Asteraceae. The record is from RefSeq and is a predicted model, not a curated record. Gene Ontology annotation, biological process: lipid metabolic process. The transcript is spliced from 8 exons. Gene Ontology annotation, molecular function: oxidoreductase activity, acting on paired donors, with oxidation of a pair of donors resulting in the reduction of molecular oxygen to two molecules of water.
GGAGUUAACAAAAUCAAGCAGGUGUUCCCUUCUCUACUCCCCUCGAGCCCCAACCUCAAAGCUCUUCUUCAAUGGCGGUUCCAUCUCCAGAUGCAACAGAAAAGCUUCAUCAACCCAUCAAUGGCGUCCAGGAGAUGGAAUUUGACCCAAGUGCCCCUCCUCCAUUCAAGGUGGCUGACAUCAGAGCUGCCAUUCCCGACCAUUGUUGGGUUAAGAAUCCAUGGAGGUCACUCAGCUAUGUCCUCAGGGACAUUUUAGUCAUUUCCUUAUUGGUCGCCAUAGCUGUUUUCUUCAGAACCACUUCAUGGGUUUGGCCUCUUUACUGGGCUGCACAAGGCACAAUGUUUUGGGCAAUCUUUGUUCUUGGCCAUGAUUGUGGCCAUGGAAGCUUUUCAGACAACCCUAAUCUCAAUAGCUUUGUGGGCCAUAUUCUGCAUUCAUCAAUCCUAGUACCCUACCAUGGGUGGAGAAUUAGUCACAGAACUCAUCAUCAAAAUCACGGUCAUGUCGAAAACGAUGAAUCAUGGGUUCCGUUAAAUGAAAAGACAUACAAGACAUUGGAUGCUCCCACCAAGCUUCUCAGAUUCAAAAUCCCUUUCCCAUUAUUUGCAUACCCAUUGUACCUGUGGCAGAGAAGCCCAGGGAAAUCCGGGUCGCAUUUCAACCCGUAUAGUGGAAUGUUCAACCCGAAUGAAAGGCAUUAUAUCUUGACAUCCACUUUGUGUUGGGCUCUAAUGGUGGCCAAUCUUUGCUAUCUGUCAAUUGUUAUUGGGCCAACCCUAUUGUUCAAUCUCUAUGGCAUCCCUUAUUUGAUUUUCGUGAUGUGGUUGGAUUUCGUCACGUAUUUGCAUCACCACGGCCACGAGCAAAAGCUUCCGUGGUAUCGCGGCAAGGAAUGGAGCUACUUGAGGGGAGGGUUGACAACUGUUGAUCGAGAUUACGGAAUAUUCAACAACAUCCACCACGAUAUCGGCACUCACGUCAUCCAUCAUCUUUUCCCGCAAAUCCCGCACUAUCAUUUGAUUGAAGCGACAAAAGCUGCAAAGUCGGUGCUCGGGAACUAUUAUCGAGAGCCGAAAAAGUCUGGUCUGAUACCGGUUCACUUGAUAGACAACUUGGUUAGAAGUAUCAAACAAGAUCACUAUGUUAGUGACACUGGUGAAAUAGUUUACUACCAAACAGAUUAUCGAAUGAUUGGCAAAAAAAUGGAGUGAUUAAACCCUAAUUUCAACAUUUCUUUGUGAGAAAAAACUCUCGAAAGGGAAAUAAAACAAAUUUAGUGGUUAUAUUACUGUAUUAUUUGUUGUUAUGUAACAGAUCAUGAAAUAUCUGUAAGUUGGUUUAUUAAUUAAAAGUUGGCACUUACUAUCAA